AUGAACUUUGUAAUUAGAAAUACUUUUUUAGUUGGUAGAAAUAUUACUACCAAACCAUUUUUAAGAUCAUACUCCACCCAAGUUUUAGGAAAUGAAUUAAGCGAAAUUUUAAAACAAGCUAAGGUCGCUAAAUUACAAGAAAGACUUUCAUUAGACCCAAGAACUAAAAUCACCUUUACCGAAUUUGAAGGUAUUUGCAAAGAUUUUGGUAUCAAUGAAAGUGAUAUCAAAACUGUAUCAAAUGCACUUUCCCAAACUGGUUCAAUUAUUUAUUUACCAAAUAGUGUUAAUGAAAAUUUAAAAACAAGUGUAUUUUUAAAACCAUCACAUAUUUACCAAUCAUUAGAGCAAGUUUUAGAUAUUGAAAAUAAAGGUGUUGGUUUACAUAAAUUAAUUGAAUUUAAAAAAAGCGAUAUUGCGGAAUUAAAAAAAGAAAUUCAACCAUUACAAGAAAAAAAAGAUAUCAUUGAUAGAAAAUCUCAAAGAAGAGCCACUAGUCUUAUUUGGAUGGGUUUGGGUUAUUGUUUUGCUCAAGCCGCAGUUUUAGCUAGAUUAACAUGGUGGGAUUUAUCAUGGGAUGUUAUUGAACCAGUCUCAUAUCAAGUUACUUUUGCAAGCGUUCUUAUUGCUUAUACUUAUUUCGCUGUUACCAAAACUGAAUUUACCUAUGAAGCUUUACAUAACAGACUUUUUUCAAAGAGACAAGAAAAACUCUUUAGAAGAUAUAAUUUCCCAAAAGAUCAAUACUUUGCCCUCGCAUCUAAACUUGAAAAGAAAGAAAAGGAACUUGCUAGUUUAGAAGCUGUUGAAAAUAAUCAUUUACACCACCACGAUAAAUUAUAA
Messenger RNA from Dictyostelium purpureum, 843 nucleotides. RefSeq lists its product as uncharacterized. Gene Ontology annotation, cellular component: mitochondrial inner membrane; uniplex complex. The record is from RefSeq and is a predicted model, not a curated record. Bases 1 to 843 code for a protein of 280 amino acids. The transcript is spliced from 4 exons. Gene Ontology annotation, biological process: mitochondrial calcium ion homeostasis; calcium import into the mitochondrion. Gene Ontology annotation, molecular function: uniporter activity; calcium channel activity. Lineage: Eukaryota; Evosea; Eumycetozoa; Dictyosteliales; Dictyosteliaceae.